Messenger RNA from Folsomia candida, 1427 nucleotides. Its product is annotated as 2-acylglycerol O-acyltransferase 1. The transcript is spliced from 6 exons. The coding region runs from base 279 to 1334 and encodes 351 amino acids. The record is from RefSeq and is a predicted model, not a curated record. Gene Ontology annotation, molecular function: diacylglycerol O-acyltransferase activity. Lineage: Eukaryota; Metazoa; Arthropoda; Collembola; Entomobryomorpha; Isotomidae. Gene Ontology annotation, cellular component: endoplasmic reticulum membrane. Gene Ontology annotation, biological process: triglyceride biosynthetic process.
AACCAAUAACAAAUAACCAAUAAAUAAAUACACAAAUCUAGUCUUAAACAAAAAUGGAUAAGACAGACAAAUAAAGGAAAAUCAAAGUCAAGAUAAGCAUAACUGAGGACAAAUAAGCGUACAGUGAAAAGAUAACACUCCAUCCAUCCCGUCCUCAUGUGGUCUUAUUUACAAGUGUGUCAGUGCAGAAUUGGUGCAUUUAGUACAUAUGCAUCUCUUUAAAUCGAUAAUUUACUAAUAAUUAUCAAUUUAUAAAUUUGCAACAAAAUUUUCAUAAAAUGCCGAAAGGCAAACUUUUAGAGAAGGAUGGGAAACGUGUCUUGGGAGUGGAAUUUGCCCCGACGCAUCUCCCCCUCGAACGGCGUCUCCAAACAGCGUCCAUCAUCGCGUGGUUCUUAAUUAUGAUCGCCUGGCCUCUGGUCUCAUAUCCGGUCUUUUUUUACGCCACUUUUUUCACCCAGCACGGCUACCUCUUCACCAUCCCCUACUUAAUUUGGAUCUAUGCAGAUAAACAGCAGUGCAACAAAGGGGGGCGCAAGGUUGGGUGGACGCGCCGUUGGAAAUUGUGGGACCAUUAUCGUGACUAUUUUCCCAUAAAGUUGGUGAAGACGGUGGACCUCCCACCCGGCCAGAACUAUCUUUUCGGCAGCCAUCCGCACGGGAUUCUCUGCUCCGGAGCCUUUUCCACCUUCGCCACGGAUUCGCAUGAGGUCGAGAAGCUAUUUCCCGGCCUGAGCUUCUCCGUCCUCACGCUCGAGAUCAACUUCCUCCUCCCACUCAUACGCGACCUCAUUUUGGGCCUCGGAGUGUGUUCCGCGACGCGCGAGAGUAUGAAUUACCUCCUGAGCCGACCGGGUGGGGGAGUGGCUGCCGUGCUGAUUCCGGGGGGCGCACCCGAAUCACUGGAUUCUCAUCCUGGCUCCUACGUUGUCCAGCUCAAGAACAAGAAAGGCUUCAUCAAGGUCGCCAUGCAGAAUGGAGCCUCCCUCGUCCCUGUCUUCUCCUUCGGCGAGACUGAAAUAUUCGACCAACUCGCGAAUCCCAAGGGUUCCUUCCUACGCACAAUUCAGGACAAAUUGCAACAAAUGUUCCAAAUCGCACCCGCAGCAUUUCACGGGCGAGGAGUCUUCCAAUACUCGUUCGGCCCCUUACCCAGACGCAGAGCCAUCACGACCGUGGUCGGGGCUCCAAUUCCCGUCAAGAAAAUAGCUCAGCCGACGCUUGAAGAAUUAAAUGCGAUGCAUCAACGCUACGUGGACGCCGUGGUGGAACUAUUUUACAAGCAUCGCGACGAAUACGCACACGAUCCUACGCAUGUCAUCGCAAUUGUGUAAAAAUUUGCAAGUUCGCAAAUAGCUAUUUUUCGCAUAUGACAUAUGUAAGUAAACAUUUUGCUAGGAAAAUAAAAUACUGGAAAACUGCCCGAA